AUGGUCCUCGGCUGGCUCCUGCUCCUGGUGGCGGCUCUGCCCCGGGGCACGACAGGCGUCAAGAGCUGCAUGUUCUGUGAGCUGACCGACUCGUCACACUGCCCCGGCUUCCCCAUGAACUGCGGCGACGAGGAGGAGUGCUUCAUGGGCAAGGGGACGGCCCCCGGCCUCGGCCCCGUCAUCAACAAAGGCUGCAUCCGGGCCACGCAGUGUGGCGGCGAGGAGCCUGUCACCUACCAGGGCGUCACCUACAGCCUCAUCUCCACCUGCUGCUACGGCCAGCUGUGUAACAGGGCCGCCACCCGCACAGGCAGCUGGAUGACGGGGGCCACCGCCGGCCUGGUGCUGGGCUUGUUCCUGCUUCACUGA
This is a messenger RNA of Molossus molossus (Pallas's mastiff bat), 369 nucleotides long. RefSeq names its product sperm acrosome associated 4 (gene SPACA4). Bases 1 to 369 code for a protein of 122 amino acids. NCBI's taxonomy places the organism in Eukaryota, Metazoa, Chordata, Mammalia, Chiroptera, Molossidae. The record is from RefSeq and is a predicted model, not a curated record. The transcript has a single exon.